This is a messenger RNA of Lemur catta (Ring-tailed lemur), 2266 nucleotides long. It is a transcript of the gene PIAS1, whose product is annotated as protein inhibitor of activated STAT 1. The record is from RefSeq and is a predicted model, not a curated record. Gene Ontology annotation, molecular function: zinc ion binding; transcription coregulator activity; SUMO ligase activity. The transcript has 14 exons. Bases 142 to 2097 code for a protein of 651 amino acids. Lineage: Eukaryota; Metazoa; Chordata; Mammalia; Primates; Lemuridae. Gene Ontology annotation, biological process: protein sumoylation; regulation of transcription by RNA polymerase II.
CCGAGCGCCCGGAGCGGGGAGGAGGCCGGGGCGGGCCGGGAAGGUGGAGGGGCGGGGAGGGGCGGAGCCAGGCCGGCCGGAGGGGAGGGUCUAGCGGCGGCCCCCGGCAAGGUUCAGUGCGCUUGCGCUGACAGACGCAAGAUGGCGGACAGUGCGGAACUAAAGCAAAUGGUUAUGAGCCUUAGAGUUUCUGAACUCCAAGUACUGUUGGGCUACGCUGGGAGAAACAAGCACGGACGCAAACACGAACUUCUCACAAAAGCCCUGCAUUUGCUAAAGGCUGGCUGUAGUCCUGCUGUACAAAUGAAAAUUAAAGAACUCUAUAGGCGGCGGUUCCCACAGAAAAUCAUGACGCCUGCAGACUUGUCCAUCCCCAACGUACAUUCAAGUCCUAUGCCAGCAACUUUGUCUCCAUCUACCAUUCCACAACUCACUUAUGAUGGUCACCCUGCAUCAUCACCGUUACUCCCUGUUUCUCUUCUGGGACCUAAACAUGAACUGGAACUCCCACAUCUUACAUCAGCUCUUCACCCGGUCCAUCCGGAUAUAAAACUUCAAAAAUUACCAUUUUAUGAUUUACUGGAUGAACUGAUAAAACCCACCAGUCUAGCAUCAGACAACAGUCAGCGCUUUCGAGAAACCUGUUUUGCAUUUGCCUUGACACCACAACAAGUGCAGCAAAUCAGUAGUUCCAUGGAUAUUUCUGGGACCAAAUGUGACUUCACGGUGCAGGUCCAGUUAAGGUUUUGUUUAUCAGAAACCAGUUGUCCACAAGAAGAUCACUUUCCACCCAAUCUUUGUGUGAAAGUGAAUACAAAACCUUGCAGCCUUCCAGGUUACCUUCCACCUACUAAAAAUGGUGUGGAACCAAAGCGACCCAGCCGACCAAUUAAUAUCACCUCACUUGUCCGAUUGUCCACAACAGUACCAAACACCAUUGUUGUUUCUUGGACUGCAGAAAUUGGAAGAAACUAUUCCAUGGCAGUAUAUCUUGUAAAACAGUUGUCCUCAACAGUUCUUCUUCAGAGGUUACGAGCAAAGGGAAUAAGGAACCCGGAUCAUUCUAGAGCUUUAAUUAAAGAGAAAUUGACUGCGGAUCCAGACAGUGAAAUAGCUACAACCAGUCUACGGGUUUCUCUGCUAUGUCCACUUGGCAAAAUGCGGCUGACAAUUCCAUGCCGGGCCCUUACGUGUUCUCAUCUGCAGUGUUUUGAUGCAACUCUUUAUAUUCAGAUGAAUGAGAAAAAGCCAACCUGGGUUUGUCCUGUCUGUGAUAAGAAGGCUCCAUAUGAACACCUUAUUAUUGAUGGCUUGUUUAUGGAAAUUCUAAAGUACUGUACAGACUGUGACGAAAUACAGUUUAAGGAGGAUGGCUCUUGGGCACCGAUGAGAUCGAAAAAGGAAGUACAGGAAGUUUCUGCCUCUUACAAUGGAGUUGAUGGAUGCUUGAGCUCCACAUUGGAACAUCAGGUGGCUUCUCACCACCAGUCCUCAAAUAAAAACAAGAAAGUAGAGGUGAUUGACCUAACCAUAGAUAGUUCAUCUGAUGAAGAGGAGGAAGAGCCAUCUGCCAAGAGGACUUGUCCUUCCCUAUCUCCUACAUCACCACUAAAUAAUAAAGGCAUUUUAAGUCUUCCACAUCAAGCAUCUCCAGUAUCCCGCACCCCAAGCCUUCCUGCUGUAGACACAAGCUACAUUAACACCUCCCUCAUCCAAGACUAUAGGCAUCCUUUCCACAUGACACCCAUGCCUUAUGACUUACAAGGAUUAGAUUUCUUUCCUUUCUUAUCAGGAGACAAUCAGCAUUACAACACCUCCUUGCUUGCCGCUGCAGCAGCAGCAGUUUCAGAUGAUCAAGACCUCCUACACUCGUCUCGGUUUUUUCCAUAUACCUCCUCGCAGAUGUUUCUCGAUCAGUUAAGUGCAGGCGGCAGUACUUCUCUGCCAACCACCAACGGAAGCAGCAGUGGCAGUAACAGCAGCCUCGUAUCCUCCAACAGCUUAAGGGAGAGCCACAGCCACACCGUCACAAACAGGAGCGGCACGGACACGGCGUCCAUCUUUGGCAUCAUCCCAGACAUUAUCUCGUUGGAUUGAUUCCCCGGCCCCUGCCGCUCCCAUCCCCAUCCCAGAUUAAAUGAACUUGGCAGAAAGAAGAGAACUUUGUGCUCUGUUUUACCUUAUUCUGUUGAGAAAAGUACACAAGCGUGUUUUUUUUUUCCUUUUUUUAGGGAAAAAAAUUAAAAGAAAUGUACAGAGAACAAAA